Marmota flaviventris (yellow-bellied marmot) is the source of this 5053-nucleotide messenger RNA. RefSeq names its product SLAIN motif family member 2 (gene Slain2). Gene Ontology annotation, cellular component: microtubule plus-end. Lineage: Eukaryota; Metazoa; Chordata; Mammalia; Rodentia; Sciuridae. The record is from RefSeq and is a predicted model, not a curated record. Gene Ontology annotation, biological process: microtubule nucleation; positive regulation of microtubule polymerization; cytoplasmic microtubule organization.
GAAGCACCGCCCCUCUCGCCCACGGUCGUCUCGCCGGCCCCGCCCACGACCCCUCCCCGCCGCGAGCUCGGCGCCUGGUCCUUUCAGCGCCAGCCUGCGGACACGUCCACCCCCGACGCUCUGAGGUCACCGACACAGCCGGACUGCGGGGGGCGGAGGGACGGAGGGAAGAUGGCGGCAGAGGCCGGAUAUUGGCGCCGCCUCCCCCAAUCCCGGAGCCGGCGCAGAUGAGGCGGCUCGGCUGGGGCCAGCGGCGCUUCGGAACCCGAGCUGGAGGGACCCUGGCGGUGGGGCCUGUCCCUGCUCUAUGCCGGCGCCUCGGCUAGAGUGAGCGGCGGCAGCGGCGGCGACGCCUCUUUCCUCCGGCCGGUUCCCUGUGGCUGUGAGUCCGAGCGGGUGGCCGGCGGCGGGGUCGGGAUGGAGGACGUUAACUCCAACGUGAACGCGGACCAGGAGGUGCGGAAGCUGCAGGAGCUGGUGAAGAAGCUGGAGAAGCAGAACGAGCAGCUGAGGAGCCGCUCGGGGGCCGUGCAGGGCGCAGGCCCCCUUGGGCCCGGCAGCCCGGUUCGGGCCGGCGUGUCCACUCCCUCCUCUGGCUCGGCGUCCCCUCGGGGCUUCCCUUUGGGCCUCAGCACCAAGUCGGGCAGCGGGGCCGGAUCGGGCCCGAGACGGACGAGUAGUGAGGAGCUGCGGGACGCGACCUCCUUGCUGGCAUCUGGCGAGGGCGGCUUGCUGGACGAGGUGGAGCCGCUGCGGCCCGACGAACUGGAGCGCCUGUCAGGCUGGGAGGAGGAGGAGGAGAGCUGGCUGUAUUCAUCACCAAAGAAAAAACUUACACCAAUGCAGAAAUCGGUUAGUCCAUUAGUAUGGUGCAGGCAAGUUUUGGAUUACCCAAGUCCUGAUGUUGAAUGUGCUAAAAAGUCUCUUAUCCACAAACUUGAUCAAACUAUGUCAGCUCUCAAGAGACAGAAUUUAUAUAAUAAUCCUUUCAACUCUAUGAGUUACUCAAGUCCUUACAGUCCAAAUGCCAGUAGCCCAUACAGCAGUGGCUUCAAUUCUCCAUCCUCAACCCCAGUGCGACCUCCUAUAGUCAAACAACUUAUACUUCCUGGAAAUUCAGGUAACUUCAAAAGUUCAUCAGACAGAAAUCCUCCGCUCAGUCCUCAAUCCUCUAUAGAUAGUGAGUUAAGUGCUUCAGAAUUAGAUGAAGAUUCAAUUGGAUCCAAUUAUAAGUUAAAUGAUGUAACUGAUGUGCAGAUUCUAGCCCGGAUGCAGGAAGAAAGUCUCCGGCAGGAAUAUGCAGCCACCACUUCUCGGCGCAGUUCUGGUUCAUCUUGCAAUUCUACAAGACGGGGUACUUUUAGUGAUCAGGAACUUGAUGCACAAAGUUUAGAUGAUGAAGAUGACAAUAUGCAUCAUGCAGUAUACCCUGCUGUUAACAGGUUUUCACCAUCACCACGCAAUUCACCUCGACCAUCACCUAAGCAGUCGCCCAGAAAUUCACCUCGUUCACGAUCUCCUGCUCGGGGAAUAGAAUAUAGUAGAGUGUCCCCACAGCCUAUGAUUAGCCGCUUACAGCAGCCGCGCCUUUCACUUCAAGGCCAUCCCACAGAUUUACAGACAAGCAAUGUUAAAAAUGAAGAAAAACUAAGGCGCAGUCUUCCAAACCUGUCCCGUACAUCUAAUACACAAGUUGACUCAGUGAAAAGCAGCAGAAGUGACUCAAAUUUUCAAGUGCCAAAUGGAGGAAUACCUCGCAUGCAACCUCAGGCUUCAGCCAUACCUUCUCCAGGCAAAUUCCGCUCCCCUGCAGCACCAUCUCCUUUGGCUCUUCGGCAACCAGUGAAAGCAUUUAGUAACCAUGGUUCUUCUGGUAGCCAAGAAACAACACAGUUCACACAAACCACCUCCUCACCUGGGCCUCCUAUGGUUCAAAAUACAGUUCCAGCAAAUCCUCCCAGCAAUAUCAACAGCACUACGUUAACCAGACCUGCAGGGACAACGGCAAUGAGAAGUGGAUUGCCCAGACCCAGUGCCCCUUCUGCUGGGGGUAUACCAGUGCCUCGCAGCAAACUUGCACAGCCCGUUCGCAGAUCCUUGCCAGCUCCUAAAACCUAUGGUAGCAUGAAAGAUGACAGUUGGAAAGACGGCUGUUAUUGACCAGCAAAGACAAGAAUGCAGAGAUCCACGGUUUCAUGGAUACCCCUUCACCAAGCUAAUAAACAACUUUUAUAUGCAGACUGUUCAGAUAAGACUCUUGGGAUUUAUAAAAUCCCAGCCCUCUCUGUCUUAUUAGCACAAACCGACAGAGAUGAUCAAGCAGCACUUUAAUGACAUUUAACAUCUGAUGUGUUUGGUAAUCAUACAAUCACUCUACAUGGAAUCACUUUUAGUUUUGUUUAAUAGAACCUUGGUUGAUUUUUAAAUAUUUGUCAAAGGCCAAUAUCUGGGCAAAUACCUAAUGGAUGCCAAAGAGAAAUGCCCAUUUGUAAAUGAGAGAGUACCUUUGUGCAUAAGAAAAUGGUGAAUUUAGGCUACCUAAAACUUCGCAUUCAACCUAAUUUACUGUAUAAAUGGUAUCAAUAAAUAUUUGUGUUAAUGAGAACUAAUAUUCUGACUAAUUAUCUAAAGUGAUUGAAUUCUCCAUAAAACAAGGUUAAGAUUUGGGGUUGGGAGGAGAAUGGGAGGAAGAAAUCCAGACUAGAGAUUAAAAUAUGGUACAUACACUUAAAAGAAUCUAUGGAUUAUUUUUUUCAGAUUUAUUGGAAAAAUUAUUUAAUCUUAAAUUUUGGACAUAGCUCACAUCAGCACCACCAGAUAGUGUUACAGUGUGCAUCCAUCAUGUUGCAUUGACACAUCAGACUUAUCUGUGUUUGUUUUGAUUGCCAAAAGGGCUCAAUAUCAGUUGUACAAUCUUUCUAAACUUUAUACUUCCUGGCUCAGGAAGAUGGCCUUUGCUACUGAAGCCAACUUCUUCACAUGCUGUUAUCUGUCACAGAAUUAAGAUAUCUCAUUUAUAUCGGCAGGUUUUCCAUGAUGGGAAAGAACAAGUGUGUGUCUUUAUUCUUGAUACAACACCUCAGUGCUUACAACCUGGAACAAAACCAUACAGUGAGAGAGAGGGGGAAAAAAAUCUAUGCACUUAACCUACAAAGUCUCUGGUGGUGACGGUUGAAUUAUUGCUAUUAAAUGGCAUAACUGUCUAUUAUGUGGUAGGAAAUAUAGCCUGCUAAAUCCUACUUAGGUUGAUUCACUUUAUACUGGGUAACUGUAUAAAAUCUUUUGAAAAUACUGUCCCUUUUGACUUAAAUUCUGCCUUACAUCAGUUUUUGCAUUUUUGGUAACAAACCUACUGUACCUGACUCUAAUCUGUUAAAUAAAUACUUGCUUUCUAAUGGCUCUUAUAUACCAUCCUUGAAAUCACCUGUUUUUGUUUUAUCAGAUUAUUACCAAACUAAAACUUCUUCUGUAGCAGACUUCUCAUUUUUGACAUCAGGUCUGUUUUUAAGUACUUAAACAGCUCUAAAAUAUUGGCAGUUGGGUCACCUAAAAGAUUUUAGAGAUUUAAUCAUAAGUUUAUUUCCUAUUAAAGACAUUCUGUAAGUUGGCAAAGGAAAUUGAGAGAGAAAUGGAAGACAAUAUUCAGAACAGCAUUGAGGUUGAUAGGUUAAAAGAGUAAUGAAACCAAGACUCCCAUAUUGCUGUGACUGACACCUAAUAGCUUGACCAUUAGGAAGGCAUUGGGUUAGCACAAGCAGCUGCAGAUUUAAACUGCCAGUAUGGUGUAUAUUGCAAGGAAGAAAUUGUAUCCUUGAAUUGAAGGUGAUGGGGUGGGUCUGGGAAGAAUGAUGCCAGAAUUCUACAUGCUAAUGAACUGGAAAAUGUUGCUUUUUCAGAGGAAAAUAAAGCAUCUGCUUUGGUGAGGGGGGUUAUCUCAUGUAAAUCUAAGUAAAUAAAGAAUUAGCCACUGUCUCAUUUAAAAAUACCAUCCAUAAAAAAAACAAAACAGGUCUCCAUUUUCAGUGCAACAUUUCAAAAAAUAUAUGCUGCAAUCUAAUAAUUAAAAGGAACUUUAACCCUGUUAUGAAACAUCCAUUACCUUUUUAGUUAGAUAAUCAGUUUCAAAAGGAAUAUUCAGGUUAUUUAACUUUGUUUUUAAAUGGCUGCAUCAGAAAAAAAAAAUGUCUAUUUUUUUUUUAAUUAAACAGUUUCAUCACUUGUUAAAAACAUAUUUUGGAUCUGAGUUUGGUAAAGUAUUAUUUUACCUGCUAUUGUACUACCACAGAUUUUUGGCUUUUAGUUUCCUAAAGAGAAAAAAAAAUGCCUUUUUACUAGAGAGCCUUUGUGUAUUGCCAGUUUUUCUGUUUGGGAAAAUCUAAGGAUUUACUGUGGUUAGUCUUACAGAAGAAAUGUGGAUUUGAUAAACUAGUGCCUAUGAUUUUAACUUAUGUUUGAUAUAUAGUAGUAAGGGUUUUAUGAAUGUUGAUUAUUUUGUGCCAACAGCCCAGAAUUGUCAUUUAUAUGUAAGCAGAAAGCUAUGAACUCUGCUUCCAAAGUUAUUUAAUUUUCUCAGUGUUUGAAUGUUAUUUUUUGUAAGUGUGUUAAUAAAAGUGUAAAGAAUUGGAAAAAAAUAUAAAUAUUCUUAACUCGAGCAUUUGCUGGAUCAUUUUUCUAUAAAACUUGUUUGUAUAAUAUAAAACGCUCUCUGAAGAGUUGACUUUUUUCAGUUUUCAUACCCUGGAAAUCACAUUUUGUAAAACUGGGGACCAUUCAUAAUUGUCAGAUACUUUUUAAAAUUAUUUCAAAACAUCACUUUUAUAGAAAAAAAAAGUUUUUUUGAAAGAAAAUGAGAUACAUAUGUGGCCCCAGAUGUUUGUAUAACUCUAGGAUGAUCUAGACUAUGUAUGUUUAAAUUAACUUUCUAUUGACUGUACAGGUGUCCAUUUUUGACAUUACGCAUGGUCCUUUUAGAUCACAUGAAGUUUGAUUUGCAAACAUUUCUAUAGCCGAACUUGUAUGUGUGGUUGCUCCUUAAUAAACAGCCUGACCAUAA